AUGGCAUUAGAAUCCUUUGCAGGUGGUGGAGGCUAUAUCAUGGGGAAACUAAUCGAGAUUUGGGGCCAAAUCAAAGUCCUGAUUUUGGUGUCAUUGAUAAGAACAUUAAUAAAGAUAGAAAAUCCUUACAAAGUGAAAGAAAUUAAAGAUGAUAUUGAACGUGGGAGCUCGUCCCGUAGUCUUUCGUUGAUACAACUACCCCACUAUUACCACCAACCACCACCCAUCACCCAUCACCGCUACUUACAGCCAUCACCCGCCUCUACCACCCACCACCACCACCACCACCGCCACCCACCCACCAUCACCAUUUAUUCCACCACCCACCACAACCACCCCCACCCACCACCCAUCAAGACCACCACCACCUAUGACCAUCACCACCACCCACCUCCACCACCCAUCACCACCACCCCACCCAUCACCCAUAAAAACCACUAUACAUCACCACCACCACCGGUCACCACCACCCCUAUCACCAACCUCCACCACUUACCCACCACCAUGCACCACAACCACCUAUCACCACCACCCGUCUCCACCACCCGCCACCCAUUAUACUCACUACCCCACAUGUCACUCCCAGCACCCUUAACCACCACCUACCACCACCAAACAUCACAUUACACCACCACCACCAAACAUCACAUUACACCAUCACCACCCGUGAUUAUGUGUAUCUAA
This is a messenger RNA of Lactuca virosa, 684 nucleotides long. The record is from the annotation of a GenBank genome assembly. NCBI's taxonomy places the organism in Eukaryota, Viridiplantae, Streptophyta, Magnoliopsida, Asterales, Asteraceae.